Messenger RNA from Solanum verrucosum, 1524 nucleotides. RefSeq names its product eukaryotic translation initiation factor 2 subunit gamma-like. Gene Ontology annotation, molecular function: translation initiation factor activity; GTPase activity; tRNA binding. Gene Ontology annotation, cellular component: cytosol; eukaryotic translation initiation factor 2 complex. NCBI's taxonomy places the organism in Eukaryota, Viridiplantae, Streptophyta, Magnoliopsida, Solanales, Solanaceae. Bases 93 to 1487 code for a protein of 464 amino acids. The transcript is spliced from 9 exons. The record is from RefSeq and is a predicted model, not a curated record. Gene Ontology annotation, biological process: formation of translation preinitiation complex; positive regulation of translational fidelity.
CUGCUGCUGCCGCUGCCAACUCCUCGUUGUUCUACUUCUCCGGCGGCUGAUUUAGUUGAAACUUGCUUCUGAAAUAUCGAACAUCAGUCAAAAUGUCUCGGAAAGGAUUGAUGGAGCAAGAUCUAAGCAAAUUGGAUGUGACAAAGCUACAUCCGCUUUCGCCUGAAGUUAUUGCUCGUCAGGCAACAAUAAACAUUGGUACUAUUGGCCAUGUGGCUCAUGGGAAGUCAACAGUUGUAAAAGCUAUAUCUGGUGUACAGACUGUUCGUUUUAAAAAUGAGCUAGAGCGUAAUAUUACAAUUAAGCUUGGAUACGCAAAUGCUAAGAUAUACAAAUGUGAAGAAGAGCGCUGUCCUAGACCUGCAUGCUACAAGGCUUAUGGGAGUGGAAAAGAAGACAAUCCCAUGUGUGACGUCCCUGGUUUUGAGAACUGCAAAAUGAAAUUGCUGAGGCAUGUGUCUUUUGUUGAUUGCCCAGGUCAUGAUAUUCUCAUGGCUACUAUGCUUAAUGGAGCCGCAAUUAUGGAUGGCGCCUUACUUCUAAUAGCUGCCAAUGAGAGCUGUCCCCAACCUCAAACUUCUGAACAUUUAGCUGCUGUAGAAAUUAUGCGUCUCCAACAUAUAAUAAUUCUUCAAAAUAAGGUUGAUCUGGUUCAGGAGAAUGUUGCUAUCAACCAGCAUGAGGCAAUUCAGAAAUUUAUUCAGGGAACUGUUGCAGAUGGUGCCCCAGUUGUACCAAUAUCUGCACAAUUAAAGUACAACAUCGAUGUCGUCUGUGAAUAUAUUGUGAAAAAAAUUCCCAUUCCUGAGAGGAAUUUCAUCUCACCACCAAAUAUGAUUGUUAUCCGGUCAUUUGAUGUAAAUAAACCUGGUUUUGAAGUUGAUGAUAUCAGAGGGGGUGUUGCUGGUGGCAGUAUUUUGAAGGGUGUACUGAAGGUUAAUCAACUUAUUGAGAUUCGUCCUGGAAUUGUUGUGAAAGAUGAGAGUGGCAACAUCAAAUGUACUCCAAUAUAUUCAAGAAUAGUAUCAUUGUUUGCCGAGCAAAAUGAACUACAAUUUGCCGUUCCUGGAGGCCUCAUUGGAGUUGGAACAACUAUGGAUCCAACAUUGACACGUGCUGAUCGAUUGGUGGGACAGGUUCUUGGGGAGGUCGGGUCACUUCCUGAAGUUUAUGUCGAACUAGAGGUGAAUUUCUUUUUGCUACGACGUCUUUUGGGUGUGAGGACAAAGGACUCAGAGAGGCAGGGUAGAGUCUCGAAGUUGGCAAAGGGAGAAAUCCUCAUGUUAAAUAUAGGGUCUAUGUCAACAGGCGCUCGUGUUGUCGCUAUCAAGAAUGUUUUCGCGAAACUGCAACUGACGUCCCCCGUGUGUACCAGCAAAGGGGAGAAAAUUGCUCUUAGCCGGAGAAUCGAGAAGCACUGGCGUCUUAUCGGUUGGGGUGAAAUCCAAGCUGGUAUUACUCUUGAUGUUCCAUCUUCCCCCUUAUGAGCAAAUCACACAACUAGUCACUCAACAGCAGGAAAAA